AUGAUGUUUCCAUUAUACGUGAAUCUCGCUAUUAUCUUAUGGUUUUGUACAACAAUUAGCAAUGGAAAUAUUGAACAAACUGUAUUACGUGGUGUUCAAACUUCACUUCUUUCAAUGUAUGUUCCAUCAAAACCAUUUACUUGUCUUGAUGGUUCAUUAACAAUUCCAUUUGAAUUUGUUAAUGACGAUUAUUGUGAUUGUCAAGAUGGUAGUGAUGAACCAGGAACAUCAGCUUGUCCAAAUGGACAAUUUUUUUGUGAAAAUAAAGGUUAUUUUGGUACAUUAAUACCAUCACAUUUUGUUGGUGAUGGUAUAUGUGAUUGUUGUGAUGGAUCUGAUGAAUAUGAAACAACAGUUGUUUGCAAUAAUACUUGUUUUGAGUUAGCUCAAAAAGUUCAAGCUGGACGUGAAGCCAAACGAGCAUUACAUGAAGCAGGUGUAGCAAAAAAGAAACAAAUUAUUGCAAGUACAAUAGCUAAUAAAUCUGAACGACAAAAACAACUUGAUGAACUUGAAAAAGAUUUAAAAAAACUUGAGAAUGAAUUAAAAGAAAAAGAAGAAUUAAAACGACAAGCUGAAAUAUUAGAAAAUGCAGCAAAAGAAAAACAUAACAAACUAUGGGAAGAAAAACGUGCUAUUCAAGACCUUAUCUCACGUAAUAAUCAAAUACGUGAAAUAUUUGCUGAUUUAGAUACAAAUGGAGAUUCAUUAGUAUCAAUUGCUGAAUUACAAAAACAUACAGAACUUGAUAUAAAUCAAAAGAAUGAAUUUACAACUGAAGAAGUUCGGUCAAUACUUGGAUCUGAUUCAGUUGAUUUGAAUGAAUUUAAUAUAUCUGUAUUUGAUCAAAUAUCAAAUUCAUAUCAAAAAUUACCAGAACCAACAAGACCAACACCUGAACCAACACCACUUGCUGAACCAUCAAUAGAUUCAAUAACAACUCAACCAUCGUUAUUAGAAACGCCUGUUGAUGAAGAUGAUUUAAGAACACACACACGAUCUUCAUAUAAAAAUGAAGAUGAUAGUGCAGAUGAUUAUGAAGAAGAUAAUCAUCGUCAAUCAUCGUCAAUAGCGACAUCACUUGAACAUGAAAAACAUAUUCAUGAUAGUGUAGCUCCAGAAUAUAAUGAUGAAACAAAAAGAUUAAUACAAAUAGCUGAUCAAGCUCGUAAUGAAUAUCAUGAAGUCGGAGAAAAACUUCUUUCGAUUAAACGUCAAAUUGAUGAUUUAAAAAAACAAUCAAAUAUUGAUGCUGGACCACAUGAUGAAUAUGCAGCAAUAAUUGAUCAAUGUUUUGAUUUUGAAGAACGAGAAUAUACAUAUCAAAUAUGUAUGUUUAAAACUGCUAAACAAAUACCAAAAGGUGGUGGUAGUGAAGUUAUAAUAGGUUAUUGGGAUUCAUGGUGUGGACCAAAAGAUAAUAAAUAUUUAAAAAUGAAAUAUGCUAAUGGUGCUACUUGUUGGAAUGGUCCAGCUCGAUCAUUAGUAGUUACAUUACAAUGUGGAGUUGAACAAAAACUUAGUGAUGUACGAGAACCAAGUCGAUGUGAAUAUACAAUGACAUUUGAAACACCAUUAGCAUGUGAUGAAACUAUUGCUACAACAUCUAUACAUCUAGAUCAUGUAGAAUUUUAA
Rotaria sp. Silwood1 is the source of this 1635-nucleotide messenger RNA. The record is from the annotation of a GenBank genome assembly. Lineage: Eukaryota; Metazoa; Rotifera; Eurotatoria; Philodinida; Philodinidae.